Molecule: messenger RNA, 927 nt
Organism: Solanum tuberosum (potato)
Lineage: Eukaryota; Viridiplantae; Streptophyta; Magnoliopsida; Solanales; Solanaceae
Exons: 5
Coding region: 1-927 (308 amino acids)
Source: RefSeq, a predicted model, not a curated record
AUGAAACCUACUUUAUCUAGAAGCAAGAAAGAUUCAACUUCCUCAUCGGCAACUAAUAGGUCAUCGACAAUAUGGUCUAAAGAUGGAGGAUGCCCUUUUGGAACUAUUCCUGUUAAGAGAAUUACAAGGGAUGAUCUUAUAAGAUUAAGACGUAUACCCCAGCCAGAAGAUGUCCCAUUCGAAGAUGAAUAUGAUAUUGUUGCAAUAGCUCGGGUUCCAUAUAAUCCAAAUAGCAAGUUUGCGGGAGCUGGAAUGGAUACUGCUUUGUACAAUCCUCAAGUUAAAGGACAACAACAUAGUGGAUCUCGACUAAAAAUUCAAAAAGGAUCAGAUAUCUUACAAGUUGGUUGGAGAGUGGACCCAACGUUAUACGGAGAUACUAGUACUAGGCUUUUUAUACAUUUUCAGGCUGGUAAAAUUCAUUGCUUCAAUACACUAUGUCCCGGCUUUGUACAUGUAAACAAGGACAUACCGCUUGAUGGUUCAUUCAUGGAGACUAUUUCACACCGUGGAGGGGACCCUUGGGGUGCUAAAAUGUACAUUGAUCGGGACUUAGACAGUGGAAACUGGUGGUUUUUAAUGACCAAAAGCUUUGUACGAGUAGGUUUCUGGCCACAAAGUCUCUUCACCGACUUGAAAAGUUUUGCAACGAACGUUGAUUGGGGAGGAGUUGUAUAUAGUCCACCAGGUGUACCGGAACCUCCGAUGGGCUCAAGCUAUUUUCCUAUUGAUAACUCUGCCUAUGAUGCUUAUUGUUCUGGAGUUACAAUUUUCAACGAGAAAGGAAAAUCAAUUGAAGUAGAUAAAACAAUCACACAUACAGAUAAUCCUAAUAUGUACAAAGUUGAAUUUAUACAACUUUUUGAUGAUGCAGAUCAGAUGUAUUUUGUUCUUUAUGGGGGACCGGGUGAAAGUACACAUGUUUAG